GGUGCUACUGAGGGAACGGGACGUGUGUGUCCUGCGGUUCGGUUUGCCAGGACUGUUUCAGCCGGCUUUACCCUCGGAGAGUCGCUUCGCAGCGGCAGGCUCAUGAUGAGAACAUAAAGUCUGUCGUCUGAGAGGAGAAAUGCGAGCUUUUUUGUGGAAAAGUCCUUUUGAAAAAAGUGAGGACCUGCUAUGCUAAAAGCCCAGUCAGUGUUGUCUCCUGCAGUGACCAAAUGAUGACGAGUGCAUGGUUCCCCUAUGAAUUUUGUAUCAUAUCAUAAGGGAUCUGCUGUGCUGUGCUUUGGAUGAAGGCAGCAAUUCCCACCACUCAGGUCUCAAGUUAACCUCCUCUUAGACAAAGGCUUAACGUCCUUUGCCCGGCUUCCUCUUCUGAUGCCACCAUGCCCAUCAUCAGCAAUGCCAACCAUGACUUCAGCAACCUCUCUGUCAGUGAUGACAGCAGCCUGGACCGCAUCUUCACAGAGAUACCUGAGACAGAAACCAUUAAAGGCAUGUACUACCAGCGUGCCCGCUUCCUUCGGCGGCCAGAGGACCUGCUGUCUGUGGAUCAUGGUCUGCAGGCACUCAUCAAUGUGGGUGGCAACCGCUACACCUUUCCCUGGACCACACUGGAGCAGUUCCCCCUGACACGUCUGGGUCGUCUGCGCAUGUGUAGCAGCCCUGAGGAGAUCGCUGGUGUGUGUGACGACUACGAUGAGGCACGACGCGAGUUCUUCUUUGACCGCAGCCCCAGCGCCUUCCGUGUCAUUCUUAACUUCUUGGCAGCAGGCAAGCUGCGAAUGCUGCGUGAGAUGUGUGUACUCUCGCUUCACGACGAGUUGACCUACUGGGGUGUGGAGAUGGCCUACAUGGAGCGUUGCUGCAAGCGCAAGAUGUACACACGCCUGGAAGAGAUGGCCGAGCAUGAACGUCGCGAGGAGGAGCGUCGGCGCCGCAGCAUGCAGAUCCGCCCCCCAGUGGAGGAGACACGCUAUCGCAAGUUCAUGAACCGCUUGAGGGACAUGGUGGAGAACCCGCAGUCGGGCCUGCCAGGGAAGAUGUUCGCCUGCCUGUCAGUGCUGAUGGUGGCAGUCACUGUGGUCAGCCUUUGCAUCAGCACAAUGCCAGACCUGAGAGAAGAGGAAAACAGGGGUGAAUGUUCGCAGAAGUGCUACCACAUGUUUAUUGUGGAGACGGUGUGUGUGGCCUGGUUCUCCCUGGAAUUCAUUCUGCGCUUCAUCCAGGCACGUAGCAAGCUGGAGUUUGUGCGUGGACCCCUCAACAUCAUUGAUGCCAUGGCCAUUCUGCCGUACUAUGUUUCCCUGGUUGUAGAAGAGGAAGACCCAGGGACGGAGCAUGAACGUCCGGCCGGGGGAAAGGGCUACCUGGACAAGCUGGGCCUGGUGCUGCGCAUCUUGCGGGCGCUACGCAUCCUGUAUGUGAUGCGGCUGGCACGGCACUCACUGGGCCUGCAGACACUGGGGCUGACCGUGAGAAGGAGUACUCGCGAGUUUGGUCUGCUGCUGCUCUUCUUAUGUGUGGCCGUCACACUCUUUUCGCCACUAGUUCACCUGGCUGAGAGCGAGCUAACAGGAGCACAGGACUUCAGCAGCAUCCCUGCCUCCUACUGGUGGGCCAUAAUCUCAAUGACCACAGUGGGCUAUGGUGAUAUGGUUCCCCGUAGCAUCCCCGGCCAGGUGGUAGCUCUCAGCAGCAUCCUAAGUGGCAUCCUCAUUAUGGCCUUCCCUGCCACUUCCAUCUUUCACAUGUUCUCCCGCUCCUACCAGGAGCUGAAACAGGAGCACGAUCGACUCUUUAAAGAGGAGUGUGCUGCUGCUGCCGCUGCUGCUGCUUUGGGUGGGCCAGGAGAAGAGCAGGAGGGGGGUGUGGAUUAUCCUCCCCCUGGACUGGGUCCCAGCCAGGACCCGAACAUUCCUGGUUCCUCCGAAGCCCUUUCUCUGCUGGGGAACAGAGGAGAGUCCACAGGGAAUAACAGACAUACUCUACCAGCAGGAGCCUUUUAGAAUGGACCAUUGAUGUGCCAGUGUGGACUGCACAGUGCUUCCAGAUUUUCCCUAUCCCAAACUAGACCCUGCAGUGGACAGAGAAAGGGCCUAAAGAUUGCUCCAUUAGGAGAAAGAGGCCUUAGGGACCUUCACUAUGUGAAUCGGGCUACCUUGUCUUCCAUCAGCCAUCAGCUGACUAGCUUUAACUGAUCAACUCUGUGCUCCAUAUUCAGCCUCUUUGGGAUUGAACAGCUUUUUCAGAUUCUCUAAUUAUGCUCAAGCCAUUCAGAAAUUACAUAGAGGGUUUUAUUUGUCCUGUUUUGUCACAGGUAAGGCUUCUUCAAGCCGUAAUGAUUGUAGCCUAGAUUACUUUCUGUCUUCUUCUUUCAGUUCAUUCAAAUCAAAAUUCAAACUAGCUGUUUCAUUUCAUUCAUCAUUUUAUUGGUUUGUUCAUGAACUACUAUUAAGAUUCUGCUCUCUGAGCACCUCUGCAUUUACACUGUCGAGAGCAAAUAUUUUACACAGACAUUUAGUCUCACUGUUCCUUUGUAGCAUUUUUGGACAUUUAGCAGUGACUGACUCAUAAUGGACCCAAAUAAAGACAGCAGCAAUCCAAGCA
Pygocentrus nattereri (red-bellied piranha) is the source of this 2622-nucleotide messenger RNA. RefSeq names its product potassium voltage-gated channel, subfamily G, member 4a (gene kcng4a). Gene Ontology annotation, molecular function: protein binding; delayed rectifier potassium channel activity. Bases 399 to 2021 code for a protein of 540 amino acids. Gene Ontology annotation, cellular component: voltage-gated potassium channel complex; membrane. The transcript is spliced from 3 exons. The record is from RefSeq and is a predicted model, not a curated record. Lineage: Eukaryota; Metazoa; Chordata; Actinopteri; Characiformes; Serrasalmidae. Gene Ontology annotation, biological process: protein homooligomerization; potassium ion transmembrane transport.